CCUAAUUUCCUCAUUAUUAACCCUUUAUUCCCCCCAUCUCCCCAUUAUUAGCCCCUAAUUUCCCCGUUAUUAGCCCUCUAUUCCCCUUAUUUCCUCGUUAUUAGCCCUCAAUUUCGCUAAUACCCCCAUUCCCAGCCCUCUGUCCCCUUCUAUUCCCCUUACACCCCCUAUUAGCCCUCUAUUCGCCUAAUACCUGCCUAUUAAUUAAUAAUUACUAAGUAAUUAUUAAGUAAUUAUUAAUUAAUAAGUCAUUAAUAUCAAUUAAUUGCCUCAUUAAGGGCGCGAGGCCUCGCUGGGCGAGGCGGGCCGGGAGCUGGCGGCGGCUCAGGAGCUGCUGGGGCGCCUGGAAGCCGAAGUUAACGAGCGGCGGCAAUUAGCGGCGGCGCUGCGGGAGGCGCGGAGAGCGGCCGAGCUGGGGCAGGCGGAAGCGGAGCGGCUCCGUGACGAGAUCCCGGCGGGGUUGAAGGAAUUAAUUAGCGCGGCGGCGCUAACGAAGCAGGCGGCGCUAACGAAGGCGGCCGCCUUAACGAAGCCGGCGCCGUUCAUUAAGCAGGCGGCCUUAAUUAGCGCCGAGGAGUUCGAGGCCGUGCCGGCCUACAUGCGGGGCCGCCUGACGCUGCAGCACCUCAACUCAACCCUCGGCGACCUCAACGCCGCCGUCACCCGCAAGUACACCCUCCUCCGCCAACAGCCCAAAUCCACCGGCCCGACGACCUCCGCCUUCCACCACCGUUUCCUCCAGGACGAAACCAAGGAAACCCGAGGUCUCUUCUUCGUGGUGGAGGCCGACGUCAAGGAGUUCACCCGGCUGCGGGUAGACAAGCGCUUCCACGGCAUCCUCAACGUCCUCCGCCAUUGCCGACGCGUCCGGGAGGUGCGGGGUGGCGGCCUUGUUCGUUACGUGCUUUGCUAACGAGCCGCCGCGCUCGUUAAGGAGGCAGGAUUCCUAAUUAGGAGCACUGGGUGGCGUUCAUUGCUCUCCGAUCGUUGGCUGGCUGUAGCUUGGGGUGGCUGGAGGACCAAUGGCGGCUGGAGGACCAAUGGCGGCUGGAGGUGCCCGCCUCCUUCGUUAUCCCCUUUGCUAACGAGCUGCCGCACUCAUUAACGAGGCAGGAUUCCUAAUUAGUAGCGAUGUAUUUUGUAAAUUGCUCCCUGCUCCUUGGCUCGCUGUAACUUGGGGCGGCUGGAGGACCAAUGGCAGCUGGAGGUGCCCGCCUCCUUCGUUAUGCCCUUUGCUAACAAGCCGCCGGCCUCAUUAACGAGGCAGGAUUCCUAAUUAGUAGCAUUGGAUGUCAUUAAUUGCUCUCCGAUCGUUGGCUGGCUGUAGCUUGGGGUGGCUGGAGGACCAAUGGUGGUUGGAGGACCAAUGGCAGCUGGAGGACCAAUGGCGGCUGGAGGAGCCCGCCUCCUUCGUUAUGCCCUUUGCUAACAAGCUUCCGCACUCAUUAAUGAGUCAGGAUUCCUAAUUAGUAGCGAUGUAUUUUGUAAAUUGCUCCCUGCUCCUUGGCUCGCUGUAACAUGCGGUGGCUGGAGGACCAAUGGCAGCUGGAGGACCAAUGGCGGCUGGAGGAGCCCGCCUCCUUCGUUAUGUCCUUUGCUAACGAGCUGCCGUACUCAUUAACGAGGCAGCACUCCUAAUUAGUAGCAUUGGAUGUCAUUAAUUGCUCUCUGAGCGUUGGCUUGCUGUAGCGCUGGGAGGCUGGAGGACCAAUGGCGGCUGGAGGCGCCCGCCUCCUUCAUUACGUCGUUUGCUAACGAGCCGCCGGACUCAUCAACUCCCCCCCAGCCCCUAGUGGUCCUUAACGAGUCGGGCUUCCUAAUUAGCACCGUUGUAUCUCAUAAAUUAAUUAAUCUCAUAAA
Messenger RNA from Numida meleagris (helmeted guineafowl), 1860 nucleotides. RefSeq names its product spindle and kinetochore associated complex subunit 1 (gene SKA1). The transcript is spliced from 4 exons. Lineage: Eukaryota; Metazoa; Chordata; Aves; Galliformes; Numididae. Gene Ontology annotation, cellular component: outer kinetochore; mitotic spindle; spindle microtubule. Gene Ontology annotation, molecular function: microtubule binding. The record is from RefSeq and is a predicted model, not a curated record. The coding region runs from base 599 to 913 and encodes 104 amino acids. Gene Ontology annotation, biological process: mitotic cell cycle; regulation of microtubule polymerization or depolymerization; cell division.